Messenger RNA from Notechis scutatus (mainland tiger snake), 693 nucleotides. Lineage: Eukaryota; Metazoa; Chordata; Lepidosauria; Squamata; Elapidae. The record is from RefSeq and is a predicted model, not a curated record.
GCUCCUACGCGCGCGCGCGCACUCGCUUGACGCCGCACGCAGCGUAAGGGCACUUUGAGGCUUUGGGGGCUCUUCUUUUUCUCUUUUCCCCCCCUCUCCCCUCGUUUUCGUCGUCUGCGGAGGUGAGUGAGGAAGAAUAUUUAUGUUGGGGAGAGCGGGGGGAGAACUGUACCCUCCGGGUCCAAAUGUGUGUGUGUGUGUUGAGAACAAAAGUGCUAGUUCUGCAGGUGAAUCCCAAAAGGUGAAUGGGGACGAGCGAGGCGUCUGUCCCAAAGACGAAGAGAACAUCCCGAAAACAGGAGGCACGGCAGAGGUGACACCCCCCCUCCGCUUUUAUAUUGACGAGGGCAAUUUGAUUCAUUUGCCACCCAUGGGCCUCGCACUGCCACAAGCCCGGGCAUUUCGACACCAGGAGAAGCUAAGGAAGAUCUCUAAACCGGUUUAUUUGAAAUCUCAGGAUGAAAUUUCAUAGCUCCUGAUCCAGCUGCAGGUUGAUAUCGUCUUAAGACUACCUGACUGAUGCACUUGGCAUGCAUGACUACAGGUGAAAAGGAAAUUGGUACGGUUACCACCAGGUGAUUUUUUUUUUCAAGGUCGGGAAUCCACUUGAUCCCAAGGAGAGACGACAAGGAGGAGCUAAACCUGCCUUGUGUGAAAGAAAGCAGCAUUGUGGGAAAAUAAAAAUAUGUGGUA